This is a messenger RNA of Colletotrichum chrysophilum, 1236 nucleotides long. RefSeq lists its product as uncharacterized. The transcript is spliced from 4 exons. The coding region runs from base 1 to 1236 and encodes 411 amino acids. The record is from RefSeq and is a predicted model, not a curated record. Lineage: Eukaryota; Fungi; Ascomycota; Sordariomycetes; Glomerellales; Glomerellaceae.
AUGGUCGUCUUUGUUGAUUUAGAAGAGGACGACGAACCUCUUCAUGUCCUCGAGGCCCGUCGUUUAGCAGCAGCCGCCGCCGCCGUCACCCAACGCAUCGAAGCACGCAACCGCGAGUAUCAGCGUCAGUUCUACAGGCCCAACAUGGCUGCCGUCGCCGUCUCAGUCCCCGUCCCAGCUCCGGCUAUGCACAUGGCUCCGCCUGCUGCUGCUGCUGCAGCUGCUGCACCGGAGCCAUCCCCGACCUUCCAGAGUGCUGCCACUGAGGCUCUUGGCUGCUAUCCUGUCGUGAUGGCCAUCGCCGAACACAUCGACCUCAACACCCUCGACAGUCUGGCCCGUACCUGCCGUAUGGUCCGACAAGGCCUGCUUCAAUACCGCAACAUCCUCCUCUCCUCGACGCUACACUGCUCCAAUGAGCUCGACCCCGUUGACCCGGAGUCAACCUUCCGCUAUCGCGCGAGGGCGAGCAACUGGUACUACAUGGAAGACGGACGCGCCUACAACGGCAAGAGCGGCAGCUGCGCCCGGGACCUGGUGACGGAGUGCCGGAGGCUGUGUCAGCCUUGCGUCAAGGCGCCAAUUGCCGCUCUCGUGAACCCAGCUCUGGAUCCCGAGACACCGCUCACCCACGACGCGGUGCGACGGGAGAUCUGCAGAUGCGAGCUUGAUGGUGUCUGGCUCUGCCAGCCCUGCGGGCGGAGCAUGCGCGCUGCCGAUCAGGAUUACCGGCGCAUCUGGAAAUGGCGCGCCCAUUACGGUGAAGUCCUCGGCGGCUUGGGUACGGGCAUUGGCGAGGGCGACCGCGGUGUCAUCUGCGGUCGCGAACAAGCCUGCGUUGGCGCCAAGGAGCGUGAGAACGAGACUGAUUGCGACGCCGAGGAUGCGGCUGUCAGUGGCGCCAACCUCUGGGAAGCCACGGACGAGGUGCAUCUCGAUACCGUGCGGUACCAAAGGACGCCAAGCCCGCAACUCGGCCCUGGCUAUGAGAGGCACGAGAUUGAAGGCAUCGGCGGUGUUGUGAAGACGAAGCUGGUGAGGAUGGUGAGUGUGGGCGCAUGCGUGCCCGAGUGGGACGACGAGCGACAUUCAUCCAAGAUUCUCAGCAGAGAAGCCAAUGGCAUCAGAAGGAGCUGGUGCGGCUGGUGCUGGAGGGUCAUACCUGGAAAGGAUGACCUGGAGAAGGCCGGUGUUGAGAUGGCGGACAAGAUGGGCGUCAAGGUGCCCAAGCUGUGA